AUGGACGGCUAUUGGGAUGUUGUGGUGUCAUCCUUGCAAGACAUUUACAAUGCCAACGAGGUCAUUCCCUUCGAUGAUGAUUUGCAGUCCAAAAAAGCGAACUUCUUUGACAUGUCGGAGGAUCAGGUGCAAUUGCAUCUCACCACCUUCCAGGAACACAUGGAAAACGUCAACAGAGUGCACCGUAUCCUUGACAACGUGCGUUCCAAUCUGUCUUUGAUGCUGAAUCAGCCGCACGAGGAAAAGCAUGAGGAAAAUGCGGAGGAUCUAGAAGACGUAGAAGAGGCUGCCACACCAACAUCCUCACAGGGCAAGAAGACCGUCGGGAAAGUGGGCAGAUCGUACUGGGCUAGCGAGUACAACCCGAAUGCUCCCAUUCUGGUGGGCUCAGAGGUUGCCUAUAAACCCAGAAGGGGCAAUGCUGAUGGCGAAUGGAUCCAGUGUGAAGUGCUAAAGAUAAUGGCCGAUGGAACAAGGUUUGAGGUCAGAGACCCUGAACCAGAUGAACUGGGCAAUUCAGGCAAGGUGUUCAAAUGCAACUGGAAAGAACUACUGCUGAUUCCACCAGGUUUCCCCACUAAAAACUACCCGCCAGGCACUAAAGUCCUGGCAAGGUACCCUGAAACCACUACUUUUUAUCCCGCAAUCGUCAUUGGAACCAAGAGAGACGGCACUUGCAGGCUUCGAUUUGAUGGCGAGGAAGAAGUGGAUAAGGAGACAGAAGUAACCCGUCGUCUAGUGCUGCCGUCACCAAUGGUCUCUGCUAAUCCUGCCAAAAAGUAG
Messenger RNA from Saccharomyces kudriavzevii IFO 1802, 783 nucleotides. It is a transcript of the gene SGF29, whose product is annotated as Sgf29p. The coding region runs from base 1 to 783 and encodes 260 amino acids. The transcript has a single exon. The record is from RefSeq and is a predicted model, not a curated record. Lineage: Eukaryota; Fungi; Ascomycota; Saccharomycetes; Saccharomycetales; Saccharomycetaceae. Gene Ontology annotation, cellular component: SAGA complex.